AUGGAACCUGUGGGAUUCGCUGCGUCCCUACUGGCAUUGACAUCCACGCUGAUCCAGGUCUCCAGGGUCAUCAGAGAACUGAGAAGGAAUCAUGGCGAAUGUCCAGCACCUCUGGCACACUUGGCAUCUGCCGUGUCGGAGCUCGAACGCCUCGUUGCUUAUGUGAAGGAUCUCGACGAGGCGCGCCUCAAGGACCAGGGAGGCCUUGAUAGGACUCUUUUCGAAGACUCUAAGGUUUUAUUGCAGAAAUGCAUGCAGGAUCUAUCGGAAAUCCAGCAAAAAAUUGACGCAGCUUUGCCCUUGUGCGGCAAAUGGUAUUCAGGCAUCAAGGAACUUCAACUUGACAUGGAUGCUCUCAAAGGGAACCCCUCGAAGAUCCAGGACACCGAAUUUGAUACUACAGUGCAGCAAGCCUCGGCUUCAAUACUUCAGAUGAACGAUGCCUUUGCAGUCAGCUUCCGGCAGCUCGUCCAACUGACCGAACAAUCUAUAACCAAGAUAUCGUCAACCGCACUGCAGACUGUCAUCAAAGAUCUAGUGCAGAUCUUUGAUUACAUGAAAAUGCUGAUACAGAGAGGACCAAGUGAUAAUUCGGUGAACAGGUAUUUUGAGGGCAAACUCCAACCGCUCAACAUCAGUACAUUUCCCACGGGAAUCGUGCUUUCACAUCGAACAGCUGUAAGGACAAGAUUUGCAACGUUGGAGACAUCCGUUGGCCGUCUCGAUUUACUUCUCAAACUGUCACAAUCACAUAAGGCUGGACAUGUCACCUCUGAGAAUGCCUUGGAAUCCAAAUUUCUUGCCGAGGUGUCGCUUUUGCCAGGAGCGAAUCUUCCCCAGAAGACUCAGAUCAUAUUCCAGGCUAUCCUUCAAAGCAAUCAGGACGAGCGAUUCACGAGUGUUUUGCGUGGCAAACCGCAGCCCCGCCCCCCGGCCGGAAAGAAAUGGCGAGACUCUUUGCAGAUAGAGAAGCCUCAAGCACAGACUGCGAUGAAUAUGGCCGGUCCCUACUUGGUGGGCUACAAUGCGGCGAUGGUCAAAUACCUAGUCAAUUGCGGUGCAGAUGUUGCCGCAUUCAAACCGGUAGUUUUUGCCCAAGCACCAGUGCUUUCUUCUCCAGUAGCUAUACAGAUGUCGUUGUCUGCAGGUAGUCAUCACAAUCGACUCGCCUCUGAAAGUGCGACGGCUAUAGCUCAGGCAGGGGCCAACUUUUCUGUCGCAAAUGCAAGGGGGGUUACUUUCGCAACGCUCGUCCUUGCGCACUCGUCGAUGCAAACUCUCCGAGCGAUAUUUGACAAUGCUGAGCCGUUUGUGACCCCCCAAACUCGAUCAUGGACUCACCAUGGACACCUCUGCAGAUCUGCCUUGCUUAUGGCGUGGGCGUUCACUUUUUUGACAUCAAGGGGAGCUGAUCCGUGCGUCACUGACGAAGACGGAGGAACCCCCCUGCAUAUGAUUUUGAGCUCAGGGAAGUGCAAAUACUGGGAUUUGGUAUACGGCAGUCUUGUCACCAACAGACAACAUGGAGAAUUAAAAGACAUCCUAAUGCUCUUGGUUCCUGCGGGUGCAUAUGUCUUUGCGGUGGAUCAUUCCGGAGAGAGCGUUUCAGGCAUUGCAGUGAAGCAUGGCUACAGCGUAGAGUGGAAGGAAACUCUCGAGGAGUGCCGGUACGACGUUCUGAACGUACUCAAUCAUGUCCAUGGGCAGGACGAUGCCCCUACCAAGGAGGUGCAGCGCUCUUCACUCAAGUUCGCCGAGUAUCUCGAGGUGAGAAAGUCAACGCUCCUCAAUCUUGAAGUCGGGGAUGAUGAGAGGCCUGCAUUUGUCUACCCAAGAUAUUAUGAAACGACUGUGCCAGAAUAUCUACGUGGUCAGGAGGUUGGCUGA
Messenger RNA from Cladophialophora psammophila CBS 110553, 1887 nucleotides. RefSeq lists its product as uncharacterized. The transcript is spliced from 7 exons. The coding region runs from base 1 to 1887 and encodes 628 amino acids. NCBI's taxonomy places the organism in Eukaryota, Fungi, Ascomycota, Eurotiomycetes, Chaetothyriales, Herpotrichiellaceae. The record is from RefSeq and is a predicted model, not a curated record.